AUGGGUCGAGCCACGCUGGGGCUUUAUGUUGCUCUACAAAGCACUGGGAUACUUGAGAUCUCCUUUGACCCAAGCAAAAGCGCGAAUGAGUCUUUGUCGGUCAUUGGGAUCAACACAGACGCCGGUUUCAUGCCCGGAUGGCUCACUUCCUUUGACGAUAAAAUCUACAGUAUCAGCCGCACCAGCCAUCCCGGAAGCGACACCCAGUCAGGUGAGGUUUUCGCUUUCCAAAGGGUACCCGUCACGGCCUCAGCUACCGGUGGAACGGGAUUGACGCUUCUCAAUCAAGCGAGCAGCAACGGAAAGGGGGGCGUACACUGCAAGGUGAGCCCAGACGGAAAGAUACUGGCCGCCACCAAUAUCACCGCAUCAACGUUGUCUAUAUACCCAUUGUCAGAUAAUGGUGCCAUUAGUAAACCCACUCAUAUUUUUGACUACAAUAUGUCGGAUUCUGGCCCGAAGGAAGCACACCCACAUCAAGCCACCUUUGAUCCUUCUGGGCAGUUUCUCAUUGUACCACUCCGCACCAUGGACUGUGUCGACAUCUACUCUAUCAAAUGUCCGCAGCAGGUCAAAAAGGUCCAGAGAAUUCCCGUGCCAUCACCAGCUGGAGCUCGACAUGUUGCCUUCAACCCAAUCAGUUCUUCCAGGGCGUAUAUGUACCUCGUUAGCGAGAAAGACAACUCAAUUCGUGUAUAUGCGUUAUACUACAAAGGUACAGGGCCACAAGACCUCACCGUCGAGUUCAAGCAGAGGCUCUCAACUAUGGGAAGGGAUCUUCCUCCCACCGCCGAUGAGCAUAUGGACCUCGCUGCUGAGAUUACUGUCAGCAACGACGGAAAAUUUGUCUAUGCCUCAAAUCGAAACUUGACACGAGAAGGCGAUGAUACCCUUGCGAUUUAUUCCGUCGACAGCGACCCGGCACAUGAUGGGCACCAUCUGACAUAUAUUGGAAGCCAAGAGGUACAUGGCAAGCAUCCUCGAAUGCUUGCCCUUUCCAACGACAAGGAGAAUAAGUGGGUUGCUGUUUCCAACCAAUUUAGUCAAGAUAUCGUCGUUUUCGAGAGAGACACGGUCACAGGUUUUCUGAAGGAUGUCAGGGGUAAAAUUAGUGUAAAGGUGAACGCUCCCUACCAGACUACGCCGGACAAGGUCACCUUCGUGAAGGAUAUAAGCAUAGAGGGUAAACUCAGCCGAGAGGAGAGGGCCAAGGGUCGGGUGGAGGGGCCUAUGUGUGUCUUGUGGAAGUAG
Cladophialophora psammophila CBS 110553 is the source of this 1251-nucleotide messenger RNA. RefSeq lists its product as uncharacterized. Bases 1 to 1251 code for a protein of 416 amino acids. The record is from RefSeq and is a predicted model, not a curated record. Lineage: Eukaryota; Fungi; Ascomycota; Eurotiomycetes; Chaetothyriales; Herpotrichiellaceae. The transcript has a single exon. Gene Ontology annotation, molecular function: protein binding; 6-phosphogluconolactonase activity.